Neltuma alba is the source of this 477-nucleotide messenger RNA. RefSeq names its product histone H2A.Z-specific chaperone CHZ1-like. The record is from RefSeq and is a predicted model, not a curated record. The coding region runs from base 1 to 477 and encodes 158 amino acids. The transcript has a single exon. NCBI's taxonomy places the organism in Eukaryota, Viridiplantae, Streptophyta, Magnoliopsida, Fabales, Fabaceae.
AUGGCUGAAGAAACUCAGCUGCUGGAAUCUGGGAGAAGCCUGAAAAAGAGGCAGUUACUUAAAAGGCAUGGUCAUAAGAAGUCAAAUAAAAAGCCAAAAUUGAUGCCAGCGCCCCAGGUACAGAAGAAAGUUAAAAUGGACAAGAAAAUGAAGAAACUUAUCCGCAAUCGAGCACGGGAGUAUAAUUCUGAUGAUGAUGAUGAGGAUGGCAGUGGUAUUCAGUCUGGAAUUACCAAUAAUAUAACUGAAGAGGAAGACAAAGGAGGUGAUGACUUCUCUGAUGAUGACGAAGCAAGAGGGCAAGAUGCUCGGAAGCCAACUGUGAGUGAUAUGAAUAAUGACAUUCCAGAUGAUGAAGCAGAAGAUGGGGAUAUUCAGCCAGGAAUAACAAAAUUUACAGAAGGUUGUACAGCGUUCAGGAUGGCCUUCAGGAAUAUUAUGAAGAAGAGUGUUUUUGAAGAUUCCUUGGUAAGAUAG